AUGGCAAGAACCAAGCAGACCGCCCAUAAGUCCACCGGUGGUAAAGCCACAAGGAAGCAGCUUGCCACCAAGGCUGCCUGCAAGAGUGCCCCAACCACCGGUCAUCAUUACAGGCCUGGUACCAUAACUCUGAGGGAGAUUCAUCGUUAUCAGAAGUCUACCAAGUUGCUGAUCCGCAAGCUGCCCUUCCAGCGCCUGGUGAGAGAAAUUGCUCAGGAUUUCAAGAGUGAUCUCUGUUUCCAGAGCUCUGCCAUCAUGGCCUUGCAGUAGGUUAGCAAGGCAUACCUGGUCAGCUUGUUUGAGGAUACUAACUUCCUACUUGUGGUUACGAUGUCUGGAAGAGGAAAGGGGGGUAAGGGCCUUGGGAAAGGAGGUGCUAAGCGUCACCGUAAGGUUCUCCGCGACAACAUCCAGGGUAUCACUAAGCCCGCUAUCCGCCGUCUGGCUCGUCGUGGCGGCGUCAAGCGCAUCUCCGGUCUGAUCUACGAGGAGACUCGUGGUGUGCUGAAAGUGUUCCUGGAGAACGUUAUCAGGGACGCAGUUACUUACACCGAGCAUGCCAAGAGGAAGACGGUCACCGCCAUGGAUGUGGUUUAUGCUCUGAAACGCCAAGGACGUACUCUGUACGGCUUCGGAGGGUAAACGCUGAGUUACAACAGAACGAAACCAACGGCUCUUUUAAGAGCCACCCAUACAUUCAGUUAAAGAGCUGUUCCGUGCCUCUAUGGCCGCCUAUAAGCGCCUAGUGCCUCAACGCGCACAAAGGACAUUUUGUCCUAUGUUGAUGAGAGCCAUAACACGGUGUUAAACGUCUGCAUGUGUUAGGCUCCAAA
This is a messenger RNA of Electrophorus electricus (electric eel), 833 nucleotides long. Its product is annotated as histone H4. Gene Ontology annotation, molecular function: protein heterodimerization activity; DNA binding; structural constituent of chromatin. NCBI's taxonomy places the organism in Eukaryota, Metazoa, Chordata, Actinopteri, Gymnotiformes, Gymnotidae. Gene Ontology annotation, cellular component: nucleosome. The record is from RefSeq and is a predicted model, not a curated record.